AAAUAAUUGAUGGAUUAAAAUAAAAACAUUCCAGAAGAGAGGUAUAAAUUAGAGAUCUUCGUAAAAGCCAAGAAUCUGAAAGACAUGGAUACUUUCUCAAAAAGUGAUCCAUUUUGUAGGCUUUUACAUACAGUAUAAGGUGAGAAGGAAAAAAGCGAAGGAGACACAGAGUUUAUAAAGAAUAACUUAAGUCCUACUUGGGACAAGAGCUUUAUAAUAGAUUAUAUAUUUGAAUUGAAUCAAAAGUUGGUGUUUUAGGUAUGGGAUAAGAAUUAAUCUGCUGGAUCUUAAGAUUAAUUGAUGGGAUAAGUUGAGACAACAGUAGCAGAUAUUGUAGGAGCAAAAGACAUGAAGUGUGAAUUGGAUUUAAAAAAUUAGAAAGGAAAAACAGUUGGUACUUUGGUUGUAAAUAUUGAUAAAUAGCCAGAAGAUAAUCAAUUUUUAUAAUUGAGUUGGAUAGGAAAAGAUUUGAUGAAGUAAGAAGAUAAAUAUUAUUAUAAUAGUACAGAUGGUUUCUUUGGUAAAAGUGAUCCAUUUCUUAAGUUCUAUAAAAAGGUAGGUGAAGAUUGGUUACCUGUUCAUAAGACAGAAAUGAUUAAAGAUAAUUUAAAUCCUGAAUGGAAACCAUUUUAAAUUUCUUUUAGAAGAUUAUGUGGAGGAUAAUUAGGAUAGAAAUUUAAAGUAGAAUGUUGGGAUGUUCAUGAAAAAGGUACCAACAAUUAAUACAUGGGUUAUUUUGAAACUUCAAUUCAUGACAUUAUUAAUGAUAAUAAAACAGAAUUCAAUUUAGAAUUUUAAGCAAAUAAGUCUGGAGGCAAGAUAAUUCUUAAAGAGAAAAAAGUAAUAAAAAGACCUACCUUUAUGGACUUUUUAAAGGAUGGAGAAUAGAUAAAUUUAAUUAUUGGAGUAGAUUACACAGCUUAAAAUGGCAAUCCAAAUUUUCCAGAUUCAUUACAUGCUUUUAAAACUUAAAAUGGAAAUCAAUAUGAAACAGCCAUUAAAGCAUGUGCAUAAAUCCUAUUAAAUUAUGAUUAUGAUAAAAAAGUAGCUAUGUAUGGAUUUGGUGCAGUUCCCCACUUACCUAAUUAUAAUGUUAAUGAAACCGAAUAAUGGUAUUUCUUUUGAUAAUUAAAAGUUUCCCUUUGACUGGUGAUUUUAAAAAACCAGAAGUUUUUGGUUUAGAAGGAUUAGUCAAUCUAUAUAAAUAAACACUUCCUAAUUUAUAAUUUUCUGGGCCUGCUUGUUUAGGUGAAAUUUUGAAUUAUGCUAAGUAAAUAGCAGAAUUCAAUUCUAAAAAGAAGAUUUAUACUGUUCUCUUAAUUUUGACUUGUGGAUAAAUACACGAUUUACAUUAAACAACAGAGAUUAUUGCUAAAUGUAUUUUUUUAAAUAUUUAAAAUAGGUGCAAAUGUUUCAUUAUCUAUUAUUUUAGUUGGAGUAGGAGAUUUUGAUUUCAAAAAACUUGAAUUCUUAGAUUAAGAUUAGAAGUAAUUACAAAAAGAAGUCUUGACUAGAAAUGUUGUCCAAUUUGUCCCAUUUGCUCCUUAUUCUCAUAGUUUGCCCAUUUUAUAAAGAGAAUUGCUUGCAGAACUACCUCAUUAAUUGACAAACUAUAAAUCCCUUUUAGGUUUAGUACCAAGCAAAUGAUAAA
Messenger RNA from Paramecium sonneborni, 1651 nucleotides. Lineage: Eukaryota; Ciliophora; Oligohymenophorea; Peniculida; Parameciidae. The record is from the annotation of a GenBank genome assembly.